Molecule: messenger RNA, 1689 nt
Organism: Penicillium chermesinum
Lineage: Eukaryota; Fungi; Ascomycota; Eurotiomycetes; Eurotiales; Aspergillaceae
Exons: 5
Coding region: 1-1689 (562 amino acids)
Biological process (GO): transsulfuration
Molecular function (GO): cystathionine gamma-synthase activity; pyridoxal phosphate binding
Source: RefSeq, a predicted model, not a curated record
AUGAGGCCUUCUUCACCUCAUCAACUGCCGCUGGGGACAUCACAGCCCCCCAAUGAAGCUCACGCUGUCAGCGUCUCGCUUCCAACGUGGAACUCAAUUGUGAGUUGGUCGCUUCGAGAGCCAUGGGUGGUCUCUCAGAUGAAAGCUGGUUAUCCACGGCUGUUCGUCAACUCCACUAUCCAAGAUCUCGGUGCUGCCGUCUUAGAUAGAUUGCAAUUGUCCAGAACCAACGCUUCAUGCAUGAUCCUGCCCUCAAGUCCUGCCGCUCAGCGCCUGGUCGACAGCUUAGCAGAAAAGAACACCGGUCUCCUUCUCUCCCCGCCCAUUCGAUUCUUCGUACCACCAGCGAGGCACCCCACCCUAUGUAAUGAAGGAAGAGACAUCCACAAUGAGCAGGAAUACCGCUGGGCCACAUUCUAUGCCGUGGUCUACCAUACCGAUCUCGCGCCAAUAGCGAUGAGCUUCUGGCGAGAAACAGGAGACGGAAUCACGAGCCGACACGCUGAAUAUGCUCUUGGGAUGUUCCAGUUCUUGAAAUCUCAGAGCGAUAGCAGUUUGUUCUGCACUGCCCCAGAGGCUCAUUUAGACGAGCUUCAAAACGCAUCCUCGCUGCCUCCACCCUCGACUACGGCGGCAGAAAUAACUUCGAUUAAGUCACUGAUUGCGACCUCUGCAGCGUCUGAUAGUCCGGGCCAUGCACCUAUCCGCCUCGAUGAUGUUUUCUUGUAUUCAAAAGGUCUGGCCGGUAUCUAUGCAGUCGCAAGAUCUCUCGUCCCCGAGGGUCCGUCAGCCGAAGACUCACAAGUCGUGAUCUACGGGUGGCCGUACGCCGAGACUGUCAAGUGUGUCGAACGGAGUGGCUGGGGCAACGUGAUCCUCUACGGCAAAGGAACCGAAGCAGACCUCGACGAGCUCGAACAGCGACUAGCAAAUGGAGUGCGUAUCCAGGCACUCUUCUGUGAGCUACCCAGCAACCCGCAACUUGCAUCGCCCGAUUUGCAUCGCAUCCGAGCACUCGCAGACCAAUACAAGUUUGUGGUUGCGUGCGACGAGACCCUAGGCACCUUCGUGAACGUCGACGUGCUGCCGUACGUGGACAUCGUCAUGACCAGUUUGACCAAGAUCUUCAGCGGCGCCGCAGAUGUCAUGGGCGGGAGCGUCAUUGUGAACCCAGACUCCCCCUUCUACGAGUCCAUCCAUGGCCGCCUGGCCAAAUCGUGGGAAGAUGUUCUGUUCCCGGGCGAUAUCGCCGUGCUGGCGCGCAACUGCCCUGAUUUCGUGGAGCGCGUGCAGUACUGCUGCCACGGUGCGUUGGCCGUCGCGAACCUCGUUUCUCAAAGCUCGCUCGUUGCGACUGUCUACUACCCUUCGCUGGUCCCCUCGCGGCACCUGUAUGAGAGGUACCGCCGCGAAAAUGGCGGGUACGGGGCGGUGGCUUUCUAUGAUGCUCUAGAUGUAUGCAAGGGAACGAGUAUCGGGGCGAAUUUCACGCUGGCGGUUCCAUACUCGCAGUUGGCCCACUUCCGCGAGCUGGAUUGGGCUGAGGCGAAUGGUGUGCCGAAGCAUAUUGUUCGGAUUAGUGUGGGGAUUGAUGAUACGGAAAAACUAUUGAACAGAGUGGUCAAGGCUCUUGAAGCAGCACAGAAUGUUAGCCACGCUGGCAGGGCAGAGAAUGUCAGCUCUCUGUAG